CGCCGCGCCUCCGUUUCCGCUAAACCUCCGGAUGGAAGCCUUUGCCGCCGCCCCCGCGGCCGGCGUCUUCGCGGGUCCCAGCACCGCCACACGCCCCGCCGUAUCCCUACCCCGCCGCAGCCGUGCCGGGGCCGGGCGGGUGCGCCUCCUCCGCGCGCCGCGGCCGCCGCGCGCGGGCAGCGGAUUGGGCGGCGACGGAGGAGGGGAGCUGCCGGCGCUGGACAAGUGGGACAUGAUGGAGCUAGAGUUCGGGAGGUUCCUCGGGGAGGACCCCAAGCUCACCCUCGCCAAGAUACUGCUCAAGAAGUCAGACCCAGAUGCUUCAUCCCUUGAUGUGGAGAAACUAGUUGCCAGUAAGAAGGACAGGCUGGAUGUUAUUUUGAGGGAGUACAUGGAAGCUAAUAAGCAGGACAAGGCUUCCAACAUGGAAGAGGCAAUUAGCAAGCCGAUGAAAGGUGACCAACCUUUGGGUGUGUCAAGGCCUGCACUGAGCAAACCAAAGCUAGAUGAGCCUUCUUUGACUUUGUUACGACCAACGGGUAGCAAACCGAAGCAAGACGAGCUCCGUGAGCCUCCUUUGACUUUGUUACGGCCAGUAGGGAGCAAACCAAAGGUAAAUAAGCCUUCUUUGACCUUGCUGAGGCCAAUUGGGAGCAAGCCAAAAGUACAAGCCAAGCUGGUGCAAGAUAGUUGGCCUAGCAAGGAAAGUUUAGCUGCAGGAACAGUGGCAAGUGAGGUUGGAAGCACCUCAAGUGAGGAUAGUUUGGACGUCACCUUGCGGAAACCCACCGUACAUCAGCUUGAAGACGAUGACUUGAAGUCGAAGCUGAAAAUGAAACCAAAUAUUGAAUUGAAAAUGAGGAAGGAUAUGGAUGAGGAUUUAUCCAACUUUUCUCUUCUUCAAAAGCCAGAGGCCACAACAGACACUGCUGAUUCACCAGCCUCUGCUGGCUCAGCCUCAAUUGCCACUGGAGAGGAUACCAAUGAACGUGAGGCAGGAGUGCAGCCAUCUGAGCAAAGUUUAACUCAACAAAUAGACUCUUCUGCUCCGGAUAACCAAUCGACGACCAACAACAAUUUCUCCAUGCAAGCUUUCUUGCAAGGAAGACCGAGGAAAGACCUAUCUGUUGAAACAUUGCCAUCACAAGUUAAAGUGGAGAAGAAAAGUGAUAGUGAUGUUAACAGAAGUUAUGUUGACGAUGGUGGGAAUGUCUUACCAUCAAAAUUAGAGGACAUCACUGAGAGUGACUGGACAAGGCUGGAGCAUUAUGCAAGUACUGGAGAAAGGGUUGAGGUGGAGCUGAUUAACUGCAGUGCAAAGGGAUUUGUUGUGUCACUCGACUCAAUGAUAGGUUUCUUACCAUAUCGUAAUCUUGCUACAAAAUGGAAAUUCCUAGCUUUUGAGACUUGGUUAAGAAGGAAAGGUGGUGAUCCUUCCUUGUACAAGCAGAGUAUGGGCAUGGAGGAAAAUUUUGAGGUUAAUGAUAAGAGCAUAGAACCAGAAUCUAGAUCAGUUGCAGAAGUAGAUCAUCAGGACCAAGCAACACUGCAGUCUAAGCUGAAGUUUGAAGAUCUUCUUCAAACAUAUGAACAAGAGAAAUCCAAGUUCUUAUCUUCAUUUAUUGGUCAAAGGCUCCGAGUAUCAGUUGUCCUGGCUGACAGGAAUUCCAAGCGACUGUUUUUCUCUAUGAGGCCAAAAGAAAGUGAAGAGUUGGUUCAGAAAAGGAAAAGUCUGAUGGCUAGGCUUAAUGUUGGAGAUAUUGUCACAUGCACUAUUAAGCGGUUUGUCUACUUUGGGAUAUUUGUUGAGGUUGAAGGAGUUCCUGCACUGAUUCAGCAGUGGGAAGUGUCCUGGGAUGAGACCUUAGAUCCUUCAGUUUCUUACAGAAUCGGUCAGGUUGUUGAUGCUAAAGUUAUUCAGCUGGAUUUCAACAAUAGCCGUAUCUUCUUAUCACUUAAAGACGUAAAGCCAAGUCCGCCAAUAGGAGCCUUGGAACCAGUCAUCGGCGAGGAAUUACUACCACUUGAUGGAGCUCUUGAACCUGUACAAGCAGAUUUUGAGUGGCCCGAGGUGGAUUCCCUGAUUGAGGAGCUGAAAAAUAUUGAGCAAGUCAACGAUGUUUAUAGAGGAAGAUUCUUCCGAAGCCCGGGAUUAGCUCCAACAUUUCAGGUAUAUAUGGCAUCUUUGGUUGGUCGCAAGUAUAAGGUCCUUGCGAGGUAUGGAAACAAUGUGCAAGAGGUGAUGGUGGAAACGUCAUUAGACAAGGAAGGGCUGAAAGAGGCAAUUUUGAUGUGCACAAAUAGGGUGAGCUGAUCAUCAGGGUUUUUGCUGCUGGGACUGCGCCGCUCCCAGCUUUCAUGAGAUCAUUUUGAGAUCCGAAAGCUCGUAACCGACACGGAUCUCGCUGGAGAGGAAGAGACUCCCAGGGCGAAGAACUGGCCAGCAGAAUUAAUGAGGUCGUGUCGAUUUUGACCACUUUAUAAAUCCCUAUGGAGCUCCCACAAUCGCGAUGGGGCCUUACGCGAUCGAGUGAAUGAUGAAUCUGGAGGAAGAACUGUUGUGCAGAUGUAGUUUAAAUGUUAAGUCGCUGUUAACUUGUCCUUCUUUUUUUUCCCUCGGCCCUUAAAUCGUGUGCUUGACUCAUCCAUCCAUGCAUUCGGGCUGCUUUCACGGCAUGGGCCAUCAAGCCCAUUUCUGUUA
Molecule: messenger RNA, 2701 nt
Organism: Brachypodium distachyon (stiff brome)
Lineage: Eukaryota; Viridiplantae; Streptophyta; Magnoliopsida; Poales; Poaceae
Exons: 14
Coding region: 32-2314 (760 amino acids)
Molecular function (GO): nucleic acid binding
Source: RefSeq, a predicted model, not a curated record